CACACUCAGUUUCAGUCGUUCUCAGGGUUCGGGAGGACCGCACCUCCUCACUCCAAUUAUCGUUUAGUUUUAAUUUUUUCAUUUUUUCUUCUUUCAAAUUUUUCCGACCCCUUUUACGAACAAAAACGACUUCGCCAUGGACGCCGAGGCAAUCCUCGACAUCGCGAACCAAGUCACGAAACUGAAAAUGUUUCCUUAUUUCGACAUAGCGCAUAGCGUUCUGUGCGCGCUGCACGUUCGCGAGGAUUUGGGCCCAGGAGCUCAUGCAUUUUCCAGGAAGCAUCCAUUGUCUUGUUGGCUAUCAACGAUGCUUGUUGUCUUCGCUGGUGGCAUGCUGUGUAAUGGCCUCCUCGGAGAACCCAUACUCGCACCUUUGAAAAAUACUCAACAACUCGGCGUUGCAACUGCUGUGUGGUACCUAGUAUUUUAUACUCCAUUCGAUAUUGGAUACAAGUUUUCAAAAUUUCUACCAGUAAAACUUAUCUUUUCUGCAAUGAAAGAAACGUACAGAUGUAAAAAGGUAUACGAUGGUGUUACACAUGCUGCAAAAUUAUAUCCGAAUGCUUACGUGAUUAUGAUUCUGAUUGGAACCUUAAAAGGAAAUGGUGCUGGAUUUACAAAGCUCAUUGAAAGGCUCAUUCGUGGUGUGUGGACACCGACUGCGAUGGAGUUUAUGCAGCCAAGUUUCCCAACCAAAGCGUGCAUCGUAGCAUCAAUUAUUUUUGUUUUGGACCAGAAAACCGAUCUGAUAUCAGCUCCACAUUCACUUGUCUACUUUGGAAUUGUCAUAUUCUUCGUUUAUUUCAAACUGUCCUCUAUUCUACUCGGUAUACACGAUCCUUUUGUCCCAUUUGAAAAUCUUUUCUGCGCUUUCUUCUUGGGAGGCAUUUAUGACUCCCUGGCUAAAGUUUUCGGAGGUUCGAAAGAGGACAAAGGAGAUUCUAAGAAGAAAGAUUAAUGGUAGAGGUGGAGGUUGAGAAAAGCUGGUGGCCAUUCUAGUCUUUCAACAAUGAUGGAAAUUCUCCCCGAUUCCAUAUAAAUAAAAAUCGAUUUUGUAAUUUUUAGGAAUGUAUUGUUCCGUCUUAUUUUUAUUUUAACAACUCAACUGAAAUGUGGGUACAGUUGUUUUUUUAAAAUAAAAUCGCAAAACCAAAAAAAAACACUUAAAUUUUUACAUACCAAUCUUAUUUAUUUACAUUGAUUAAAAUGUGACUAAGCAGCA
This is a messenger RNA of Cimex lectularius (bed bug), 1222 nucleotides long. RefSeq names its product trimeric intracellular cation channel type 1B.1. The record is from RefSeq and is a predicted model, not a curated record. The transcript is spliced from 8 exons. Gene Ontology annotation, cellular component: membrane. Gene Ontology annotation, biological process: potassium ion transmembrane transport. NCBI's taxonomy places the organism in Eukaryota, Metazoa, Arthropoda, Insecta, Hemiptera, Cimicidae. Gene Ontology annotation, molecular function: potassium channel activity; identical protein binding. Bases 137 to 958 code for a protein of 273 amino acids.